This is a messenger RNA of Penicillium crustosum, 2292 nucleotides long. RefSeq lists its product as uncharacterized. The transcript has a single exon. Gene Ontology annotation, molecular function: protein binding. The coding region runs from base 1 to 2292 and encodes 763 amino acids. The record is from RefSeq and is a predicted model, not a curated record. Lineage: Eukaryota; Fungi; Ascomycota; Eurotiomycetes; Eurotiales; Aspergillaceae.
AUGCGAAGGUUCUCACUUGCCGAGAAGUUCGCUUCUCGCUGGGGUGUCUCGUCUCGUCGUACAGACAGCAUCGGCAAACGCAGACAGUUUCCCCCACAUCAUCAUUUCAGUUGCCUUGGGCAGGUACUUUGCGUCGCGGCCUUUGCAAAUACAACGACCUGGGAUAUUUCCGCACAUAGAACGCCACAAACUUACCAUCGCAAUUCCAUACGGCAAUUGACUACGACAAGUCAACGAUGGAACAGCGAACUCACUGUUCCACGUCCUGCAACUUUCGAGAGAAUACCCCGACCACCUCUACCAAAAUGGAGCUCACCCCAAGAGGAGGCCCAAUAUAGAGCGUACUUCUUCCGAGUCCUUGAGAACGGACAACCGAACCAAGUGAGGGAAGCCAUGGCCAACCCACGGUCGGCAGAGCUAGUUGGAUCGCUUGCACCAACCGUGUUUAUCGAAGCCCUACAUCUCCUCUCUCCGGCUCAUUUCGUCAUACCCUACCGAGAUCUUCACCAUACGCUGCACUGGUGGGUAGUGUUAACCCUAGGGCUCAAAACCUUGGAAGCGGUGUUCGACAAAUUUACGAGGGACUUACUCACGAUCAUUCAAUAUAGAACCGUGGCUGGGCAUCCACCUCAGCUAGCGGAGUACACUCACCUCUUCGACUGCGCUCAGGCGAUGGGAAAUGGCCCCUUAAUCACUGCCCUCUGGGAUGGGAUGCAUGCCAACAAUGUUACUCCUGACGCCGUGUGCUAUAAUCACUAUAUGUCAGCAUUGGUCUGGAACCACUGCUACAUCGGAAAGGAAGAAUACAAUACUCGCAUCACCCCUCACAGCUACAGAAAGCGGCGCAUGAUAGAUCCAAAUCCUGGAUAUCGUGGCUACGCAACGGGGUGGAACAGUGUCAAAGGAACUGUGCUGGACAUAUUCAGUCAAAUGAGCCAGGACGGGUUUCCUGGGGAUGUGCAGACAUAUAUCAACGUCCUCCUCGCAUCAGCCCGAGUCGGCGACAUGAAAGCUAUCAAGAAUACCCUCAAGACUGUAUGGAACGUCGAUGUUGAUGCCAUCUUGGCUGAGGGGGAUGACUCAAAAUUGCCGCCGGUUACGCCCUAUGACACUUGGUCUGGUCUGUAUCCAACUGAACAGCUUCUUUUCGCUGUAGCCCAUGCCUUUGGCACCAACAACGACAUCUACGCCGCCAUGAGGACAGUAGACUUCAUGGCUUCCUCGUACAACAUCACCAUUUCGGGCAAGGUCUGGUCCGAGUUGUUUCAAAGGACGUUCGCUCUCUCCAAAGUACACAAGCGGACGCAGGCAGAAGAUGGACGAAAGGGCCAAGUCGCAAGAGAGCUGGUCCGCGACAUGUUUCAGAUAUUGACGACGGAGCCAUACAAUGUUCCAGCUACUGUGCAAAUGUACCGAUAUAUGACCCAAACCAACAGAAUGGACGGCAAUCUAGAGGCUUGCAAAACUGACAUGCGUAAAGCAUAUGAAAUCUUGAGCCAAACGAGGUCAAAAAGGAAGGAAGCGAGAGACACCGUUAUGCAAUGUAUGCAACCAGUCCUACACAGCAUGAGAGCACCACCGAUGGACAACGGGAAGCAAUCGCGGCAUCCAAUCCAUUACCAACGAUGGAAAGGCAUGAAACCAGACCUGUCACUAUUACAAUGUCCCCUGCUUGCCGAAGCCAUCAAUACGUAUGACCUCCUCCGGCUCGAAGUCUUCCAGCAGAUUUAUCAAAUACAACGCAUGGCCCAUUCAGUGAUCACCACCGAUAAGUGGAGUGACAUAUCGCUCAAAGCCUGGGAGCUCCAGGAACGGCCCAAGCUGUUGGAAGAAUGGAAAGACUUUCUGCCAGAGCGUAUUAGAUAUGAAUAUAGAGACGGAGAGGUUGGAACCGUUAAUUUCCAAGGCAAUACGGGGCACAAGAGCCGCCACAUGAGCCAGCAUGGCCUCAUUCAUGCACGGCGGAUACCGGAUGGGUCGGAACUGUUCGAACCGGUUGAGCCCAAGGUCCUUGAUGAUAAGAUAUUCUGGGAAACCUUGCUCUAUGUGUACCCCCAGCUGGACCAGUCUAUUUCGCCGCUCAAACGCAUCUACUUCUUCCAGAUCAGGCAGAACAGAGCAUUAAGGGACAAGCUCGAAAGGCUGAAAACAUGGGUGGAUUACCCGGAAGAGCAUCCUUUGUCGCAACAGAAUAAUCCUUCUGGUGGGUUUUAUGGUCGCCUUCAUGCAUUGGGCUUUCGUGCUAAACCCCAGAAUUCCAUUUUCUGGCGGGAUAGCAAUCCUUGGUGUUGA